CUGUUUCCUUUGAAAGUGCUAUUUCCUACAAAGUCCAGUCAAGUCGAAUCAAGCUAUUACCCCUAAUCCCUUUAGGGCUAGUUGACUUAAUUCAGCUACACAGAUGAAGACUGUUAAGACGCAGAGAAACAAACACACACCUACUGAAGGCCCCGGGAGUUUGACACAAGAUCUUCUCUUAUUUUUGAAUGAAAUAAUGGAUUUUUGCUCAGGACAUUGAAGGUUUCUCGGUGGACAUGGGGAAGUGUGUGACUUUGCUUUCUUUGUGUCUUCACAAGCUGAUUUAUUUCCAUUUCUACUAUUUGCAUUGACUAACUCAAGCACCGAUGGGGUUCUCCAGGCGGAUACAUUCCUUUGGAUGAUAUGUUGUGGAAAUCAAUCUUUUGGGAUUUCCUUGAUUAAAGAGAAACCCACCAGAAGCUAUGGGGUGUGGUGCCACAAAAACCAGCAAAUUCAACAGACGAUUUGAUAAAGAUGGACAUGCCAUCCCAGCGGCCAUAACAAUAAAAGCAGCGGUGCUGAUCCAGCGCUGGUACCGACAGUAUGCGGCUCGCAUGGAAAUGAGACGCAGAUACACCUGGAACAUCUUCCAGUCCAUGGAGUACGCAGACCUACAAGACCAGAUCAAAUUAUACAAUUUUCUUGGUUACCUGAUGGAUAACUUCACUCGAUCAAGCAGUGAACGAAAACUGAUCUCACACAUCUUCCGAGAAAACGAGGUUUGCAGAGAUGCAGAGUGGGAGAGAUACUUCAGCUUCACCAAUAUUGAUGUCCCAGACAUUUACGCUGGCCCACGACUAACCUUUCCUUUAGAUAUGGACCAGGUGGCUGAUCUUGUAGAGGCCUUUAAAAACAAACAACAGCUUCACUCUCGUUACGUUCUUCAGCUUCUUCUGGAAACAUGGAGGUUGCUCAGAGUGUUGCCAAAUAUCAACCGAGUCUCGACAUGCCAUAGCAAAGAAAUAACCAUUUGUGGUGAUCUACAUGGGCAAUUAGAAGACCUGCUACUAAUAUUUUACAAGAAUGGAAUGCCGUCACUGGAGAAACCUUAUGUUUUCAACGGAGACUUUGUGGACCGAGGCAAAGACUCCAUGGAGAUUCUGCUCAUACUGUUUGCUUUCCUGCUUGUGUAUCCUGGAGAUGUUUAUCUUAAUCGAGGAAACCAUGAAGAUCACAUCAUUAAUCUGAGGUAUGGCUUCACCAAAGAAGUACUGAGCAAAUACAAGCUGCAUGGGAGGCGUAUUCUCAAGCUGCUCCAGAAGAUCUUCAGCUGGCUGCCUUUAGUGACAGUAAUCGACCAGCGGGUGCUGAUAGUCCACGGAGGAGUCUCAGACACCACUGAUCUCGCUCUGAUAGCUCGAGUGGACAGACACAGAUAUGUGUCUUCUCUGAGGCCUCCUAAGAAGAAGACUCCAUCACGUAUUAAUGUAUAUGCGAAUUCAGAGCGUUUACCUGAGACGGUCCUCUGUAAGAAUACAAUGGGCUCGCUGACCUUUCCCAAACCGUUUGGUGCUCGGGACAGUUUUCAGAGACGCUCCCUUCAAGACUUCUCAAGCACCAUGGCUCGGACGCUUGAGGGGGAGUUUGAGGUUCGUCGUAGACAAGCAGAGUUUAGUCUGUCCAGCUUCAGCAAGUCUCACAGUAUACUGAGCACUGCUCUGUCGCCUGACUCUGAACCAGACUCAUCACAGCUCACCGACAACAGCAAUGAUGAGUGGAAACAGAUUUUGGACCUGCUGUGGAGUGACCCCAUGUCUCAGGACGGUUGCAUUCCCAAUGAGGUCCGUGGUGGAGGCUGUUAUUGGGGUCCUGAUGUCACAGAAGACUUUCUGAACAGGCACAAUCUCCAGCUCAUCAUCCGCUCACACGAGUGCAAACAGGACGGAUACGAGUUUUGCCACAAUCGUAAGGUCCUGACCAUUUUUUCAGCCUCUAACUACUAUGAGGCUGGCAGUAACAGAGGAGCCUUUGUCAGACUGGGUCCAGAUCUCGUGCCCUACUUCGUUCAGUAUCAGGUCACCCAUAUGACCCGAGGACUGAGCUUUCCACAAAGUGUAAAACGCACAGAGCAUACAGCUUUCAAAGCCCUACGAGAGCUACUGUUUGUGCACAAGUCAGAUCUCCUCAGUGCCUUUCAAGAGAUUGACAAGGAGAACACAGGACUGAUCUGUUUGAAUGACUGGGCGAGUGCAAUCGAGCGAGUUCUUCACCUGGAUCUGCCUUGGCAAGUGCUUCAUCCUCAGCUACUGUCCAGCACCAAAGAAGGAAAGCUGGACUAUCAAGGCUGGUUCCGUGAUCUCGCCCUAAAAAAGCCCAGAUCCCAGCACAUUGAACAGACUAUGCUGGAGACACUUUAUAGACAUCGCUCCACACUAGAGACCAUUUUCAGAAUAGUGGACACCGAUAAUUCAGGUCUCAUCACUUUUGAGGAUUUCCGUCAGACGUUGAAGCUGCUCAGUGCCUAUCUGAAAAUGGAGAUCUCUGACGAGGUCAUCAACGGGCUGGUUAUCAGCACCGACACAAAUAAUGACGGUAGCAUUGACAUUGAUGAGUUUAUGGAGGCUUUCCGGCUAGUAGACAAAAGCAGACUCGAGAGGGGUCAAAGUCUACUAAAGCUCAAGCAGGACACUGACAAAUGUCUAACCUCGCAGACUGUAGACAAUCCAGCUUCACAGACUGAAGAUCUGUUAUAAAUUAUAACCUUCCCUUGGUAUUUAACCCUGACGCCAGAUUAAACCUUUUAGACUUUAAUGCUCCUCUCUUAACCAAAAAUAAUUAAUGGUGCAGGUUUAGAAUACACCUAUGUUCAGUGCUUAAUAAUAAAUGUUAUCUGAUAUUUCAAAGAUUUAUGCAUUUGGUUUUAUCUCCCCUAAAAUAAGAUAAAAAGGCUUCUAGUGUUUGCCUUCAUUGUCUCUGACAAAUUUAUUAACAUAUUCUGUAUCAAAAUCAGCGAUCAGUAUCUUGAUAAUACUCCAUGACAUGACUAUAUAGACUAAAUGUUGGACAUAAUCUAUUUGUUCUAUUGUCUGUGUGAAUGUGCAAGUAAAUGUUUGAAAACGUCUUUUACUGCAACUUUUCUGUGGGUUUUAAGAGCAAGUGUGUUUAUAAUAAGAGGUAUGUUGACAUCGAGCUCUGUGAUCUGUUGCUGUAAGCAAAUAAAAGGCAUUGUCCUAGAAAACAGA
This is a messenger RNA of Carassius auratus (goldfish), 3182 nucleotides long. RefSeq names its product serine/threonine-protein phosphatase with EF-hands 2-like. The transcript has 19 exons. The record is from RefSeq and is a predicted model, not a curated record. The coding region runs from base 423 to 2693 and encodes 756 amino acids. Gene Ontology annotation, molecular function: manganese ion binding; calcium ion binding; phosphoprotein phosphatase activity. Lineage: Eukaryota; Metazoa; Chordata; Actinopteri; Cypriniformes; Cyprinidae. Gene Ontology annotation, biological process: negative regulation of MAPK cascade; detection of stimulus involved in sensory perception.